Molecule: messenger RNA, 4441 nt
Organism: Gopherus evgoodei (Goodes thornscrub tortoise)
Lineage: Eukaryota; Metazoa; Chordata; Testudines; Testudinidae
Gene: SRRM1
Product: serine and arginine repetitive matrix 1
Exons: 18
Coding region: 134-4156 (1340 amino acids)
Biological process (GO): mRNA processing; regulation of mRNA splicing, via spliceosome
Cellular component (GO): spliceosomal complex
Molecular function (GO): RNA binding
Source: RefSeq, a predicted model, not a curated record
CCAUUCCGUUCUGUGUCGCGCCACUCUGCCUCUCAUCUCGCCGCGGUGAACGUGAGGGAAGGAGGGAGGAAGGGGUCGUGCGGGCGCGGUGCACGCCGGGAGAGGGAGUGCUCUGCGGCCAGGAGGAGGCAAGAUGGAUGCGGGCUUUUUCCGCGGAACGAGUGCGGAGCAGGACAAUCGCUUCAGCAACAAACAGAAGAAGCUGUUGAAGCAGCUGAAAUUUGCAGAAUGUCUAGAAAAGAAAGUGGACAUGAGCAAAGUAAACCUGGAAGUAAUCAAGCCAUGGAUAACAAAACGAGUAACAGAAAUCCUUGGAUUUGAAGAUGAUGUAGUAAUUGAAUUUAUAUUCAACCAGUUGGAAGUGAAGAAUCCAGAUUCCAAAAUGAUGCAAAUCAACCUAACUGGAUUUUUGAAUGGGAAAAAUGCUAGAGAGUUCAUGGGUGAACUGUGGCCACUGCUGUUAAGUGCACAAGAAAACAUUGCUGGUAUUCCCUCUGCUUUCCUGGAGCUCAAGAAAGAAGAAAUAAAACAAAGACAGAUUGAGCAAGAAAAGUUGGCUUCUAUGAAGAAACAAGAUGAAGACAAGGACAAGAGGGACAAAGAGGACAAAGACAGCAGAGAAAAAAGGGACAGAUCUAGAAGUCCAAGAAGAAAUUGUCUCUUUCCUAGACGCAAGUCAAGGUCUCCUUCCCCUAGAAGGAGAUCAUCUCCUGUCAGAAGAGAGAGAAAGCGUAGCCACUCUCGAUCUCCUCAUCACAGAACCAAGAGCCGUAGUGUUACUCCUGCACCAGAAAAGAAAGAGGAGACUCCAGAGCCAGAGCCUUCAGUGCAAGCAAAGGAAACAUUGAUUCAAGAGGCAACAUCAACUAGUGAUAUCCUGAAAGUUCCCAAACCUGAACCUGUACCAGAUACUAAAGAAAUUUCUCCAGAACGAAAUUCAAAGAAAGAGAGAGAGAAAGAAAAAGAGAAGACUCGUCAAAGAUCACAAUCCCGUUCCAAAUCAAGGUCAAGGUCUCGCUCACAUUCCCCUUCUCAUUCUAGACCAAGAAGACGUCAUAGAUCACGGUCAAGGUCUUACUCCCCUAGAAGGCGACCAAGCCCAAGACGACGACCAUCUCCUAGAAGGAGGAGUCCUUCAAGGCGCAUGCCUCCCCCACCCAGACACAGAAGAAGUAGAUCCCCUGUGAGGCGGAGAAGACGGUCAUCAGCAUCUUUAUCUGGAAGUAGCUCUUCCUCCUCCUCUUCACGCUCUCGAUCACCGCCAAAAAAACCACCUAAAAGAAUUGUAUCCAGUCCUCCUCGCAAAACAAGGAAACUGUCUCCUUCUGCAAGCCCUCCUAGACGGAGGCACAGGCCUUCCCCACCAGCAAGUCCACCUCCAAAGCCACGCAGAUCUCCAACUCCUCAGCAGUCAAAUCGUGGAAGAAAAGUCCGUGGCUCUAUUUCUCCAGGCAGAGCCUCAGCACCUAAACAUAAGAGUAUUGAGAAAAGAGAGUCUCCCUCACCAGCGCCAAAACCUAGAAAAGUAGAAUUGUCUGAAUCAGAAGAAGACAAAGGUGGCAAAAUGGCUGCAGCAGAUUCUGUGCAACAGAGACGUCAGUACAGAAGGCAAAACCAGCAGUCUUCAUCUGACUCUGGUUCAUCCUCUUCCUCUGAAGAGGAACGACCAAAAAGAUCAAAUGUGAAGAAUGGUGAAGUGGGUAGGCGCAGACGACACUCGCAUAGUCCAUCACCUUCUCCACGGAAACGACAAAAGGACUCUUCCCCUCGGAUGCAGAUUGGAAAGAGGUGGCAAUCACCAAUGAUUAAAAGUAGGAGGAGGAGGAGUCCAUCACCACCACCUGCCAGAAGACGGCGCUCUCCUUCUCCUGCACCUCCUCCAAGGCGGCGCAGAUCACCUUCAUUGCCUCGCCGAAGGUCUCCAUCACCGCCUCCACGCAGGCGCUCACCUACUCCCAGACGAUAUUCUCCUCCGAUACAGAGACGAUACUCUCCUUCACCACCUCCUAAGCGAAGAACAGCAACUCCCCCCCCUCCUCCUCCAAAACGAAGGGCAUCACCUUCUCCACAACCCAAGCGCAGAGUCUCACAUUCUCCCCCACCAAAACAAAGAAGUUCUCCUGUGGCAAAGAGGCGUUCCCCAUCGCUAUCUUCCAAGCAUAGGAAAGGUUCUCCUUCCAGCAGGUCUAAUCGUGAAACCCGAUCCCCACUACAAAACAAACGGCAUUCACCAUCUCCACGGCCUAGAGCUUCACAUACCUCUGCAAGUCCACCGCCUCUGCGAAGGGGAACUUCAUCUUCACCCAAGCGGAGACAGUCUCCAUCUCCAAGCAGUAGACCCAUCAGGAGAGUGUCAAGGACCCCGGAACCCAAAAAGACAAAGGCUUCCACACCAAGUCCACAGUCUGUGAGAAGGGUGUCUUCAUCCAGGUCUGCAUCAGGAUCGCCUGAGCCGGCACCUAAGAAACACCAAGCCCCUCCAUCCCCUACUCGGUCUCAAUCCCCCUCCACUAACUGGUCGCCACCACAUGUGAAAAAGGCUCAAAGUCCUACGCAGAGUCCAUCCCCUGCAAGGAAUUCUGACCAGGAAGGUGGCGGGAAGAAAAAGAAGAAGAAGAAGGAUAAGAAGCAUAAAAAGGACAAAAAGCACAAGAAACACAAAAAACAUAAGAAAGAGAAGGCUGCAGCUGCUGCAGCAGCUGCUGCUGUUACUUCAGCUGCCACUUCAUCAGCCCAGGAAGACCCAGAAGCAGAGACAGAGCUCAAAAAGGUCCUAGAUGGCUGCCCGCAAAGUGGGUUUGACCAUGGCUCGUCCGCAGUAACCCAGAGCAACCACCGAGUGACUCGGAGGACGCAAACGAGGACGAAAACAUUCCAGAUCUUCGUCUUCCCUUUGUCUGAGAUCAAGAUGUUUUGGACAAUUGGGCUAUUAUGUUUAACCUUAAUACCUGCUGCAGGCGUGCCAGAUUUAGAACAGCGCUUGCGCUAUAAUAUUUGGGUGCGACUGGCUAAUGUGCUUAAUCAAUCUGAAUUCUGUUUGACUGUUGCACCCGAUAUGCAUGGUUUGUUGGGAACAUGCCUUGUACCUGUUUGCAAAGCACCUGGGGAAAUACCUAUAGCAAACACCUCCGGCCUGUGUAACCUGAUCGAUUGCCAUGUGCCUGGUAAAGCGUUCAAUAAAUCAAUGAUACAAUAUACCUCGCUAUUAGAUUGGGGUACCCCCAGUUAUUCUCUCCGCCCGGAUGCUGUGCAACUUUAUACCCCUUUUGUUGCCAGUCAUGCCAAUAAUACUUGCGCACGCAUAGUAAAUUGCUCCAAUCACCGCCCAACGAAGGGCUGUUUAUCUACUGGGCCAGCGCGAUGGAACUGUACAACCCUUUUAAAUGUUACCAGUAAUUAUGGUCAUAUUCCCCUGCCUAGUGGGUGGUUUUUUACCUGUGGGAGUCGUACGUUUAAUUACAUUCCUGCCAAUUUAUCUACCACUCAGUGCUGCCUUAGUCGCCUGGUCCCUAUAAUGCCCUCAAAAACUUUACUUGAUCGAACCACUCAUUCACGAACUAGACGGCGUGCAUCCCCUUUAACCCCUGCAUGUAAUGGAAAUGUAACCUUGCUUAGCCAGGCUGAAUAUAUUUCUUUAGCCGCUUCAUUGGUGGGUCUUCCGGGUUUGGCAGUAGGAUAUGGAAAUAAUCUGGCCGAACUCGCCUGCCUGUUGGCAAAAACUAUUAACACCACAUCUAGUGCUAUAGGGUUAUUGAACCAGGAACAGCAGGAAUUAAGGCACGCUGUCCUGGAUAACAGAGCCGCUAUUGAUUUUCUGCUGUUGCAAGAACAUUUAGGGUGUGAAGCUGUAAAGGAAAUGUGCUGCUUUAAUUUGACUGAUAAUAGUAAUCGUAUUCAACAGCAAAUUGCUAUGCUAAAGACUUAUGCGCAAAGCAUAACGCAAAAUGAUGGCCCCCUGUGGGAUUGGCUUGCAAGCGUUGGUUGGCCCAGUUGGCUUGUGUCAUUAGCUCACACACUUGUUAUUGUUUUGCUGGGUGUGUUAUUAAUUCUUUUUAUUCCUUGUAUAAUUCAGUGUAUUCAACGCAGCUUGCAGCGCCUUGUGGAUUCUGCAUUUAAUAAAAAGGGGGGAAUUGUGGGGAAUUAUCGUGUAUUCUAGGCCGAGAAUUGUGAAGUCAGUCUGGAAAAAUACUGGGACCCUUGCUAUAGUCAUGUGACUGACUGAAUUCUAGUUACCCUUGCAUAGUACAGUAAACAGGGCCUUUUAUGGUGCCCACAUGUCUGUUGCUUUGUGCAUGCUGUGCGCGUGAUAAUUUGCUUUGGUCCAAUUAUAUGGCUAGUAUGUAUGAUGUUAGCAUACAUGAUUAAUGCUUAUGUAACCAGAUUUGACUAUAUAAGGGAGUAGUAGAAAAAAUAAAGAAGGAAGAUUUUUUACUUGCUUGCA